GAUAUUGCUGACUCCAAGGGUUGCUUUGUUAGGUUGAAGUGGUGGUCAAAUUCACGCAAAAAUGUCAAAUUUUGAUAUUCGGACCCUCGGCAAGUCAGGUAGGCAGUUCACCAACUGGGCAACUACAUACUCAUGUCAGCCAGAACUGUAUUUUGAACCUGAGAAUAAUGAAGAAAUAAAGAAUAUUGUUGAUUAUGCACGAGAGAAGGGGAAAAAGGUGAAAGUGGUUGGUUUUGGACAUUCCCCUUCAGACAUCGCUUGUACUACAGACUUUAUGAUCAGCCUGAAGCGCUACAAUAAAGUUUUGAAGGUUGAUGAAGAGAAGUCUCAGGUGAGCGUGCAAGCUGGAUGCUUGAUAAAAGACCUCAACCACAACGUCCUUCCAGCGCACAACUUGGCAUUCUCUGUCCAAGGGACUGUGGACGAUCUCUCAGCUGCUGGUGUCAUUAGCACUGGAACUCACGGGACUGGCACCAACUUUGGCAUUGUGUCUUCCUAUGUCGUGGAUCUCACUCUAAUGAAAGCCUCUGGGGAGAUAAUCACCAUCAGCAAAGAAGAAAACUCUGAGUUGUUCAACGCUGCUGUUCUGGGUCUUGGCUCGCUUGGAGUGAUUCUCUCUGUCACGUUCCAGUGCGAGAAAGCUUACAGACUUCACCAGAGGCAGUUCCCCAGCUCCCUGAAAAAUGUCAUUGACAACUUUGACAAGCAUGUGGCAGAGGCUGACCAUUUCCGCUUCAUGUGGUAUCCUCACACUGAGUCUGUCGUCUGUUACAGUGCCAGCAGGACCAAAAAGGAGCCAGCCGUGAAGUCCAGCUGGUUUUGGGAUAUGUUCGUUGGCUACCAUCUCUUACAACUUUUGCUGUGGAUAAGCACGUUUGUGCCUUGUCUGGUGAAGAGCAUCAACCGUCUGUACUUUCGCCUCAUGUGUCAGCAGCCCAUCGAGAAGGUGGCCCGCAGCGACCGGGUCUUUAACUUCAACUGCCUGUUCAAGCAGUAUGUCACAGAGUGGGCCAUACCCAAAGAGAACACGGGCGUGGUGCUGUACAAGCUGAAAGACUGGAUUGAGCAGAACGGUUUCUACGCACACUUCCCCGUGGAGGUUCGCUUUGUGCGUGCUGAUGACAUCUACCUGAGCCCAUGUUAUCAACAAGACUCCUGCUAUAUCAACAUUAUCAUGUACAGGCCCUUCAACAAGCUGGUGGACCACGAGUCGUACUGGACGGCGUACGAAAGCAUCAUGGCUGAGCAUGGAGGAAGACCACACUGGGCCAAGGCACACAAGUACACAGGAUUGCAGUUCCAGAAAAUUUACCCCAAGUGGAAAGAGUUUUGUGCCAUCCGGGAAAAGCUGGACCCUAACGGAAUGUUCCUCAACGCCAACUUGGAGCGCGUGUUUGAUGCCAGACCUUCUCCUUCCACCUACGUCUGAGGCCAGACGUUUGUGGGCACUGAGGACCUGUGGUGGGGUGUUGCCCUAUAAAUCAUCAACUUUUUACGGACCACUGAUUGGGACCUGAAAAUAUUAUGUUUCGACUGUGUCAUGUUCUAACCAUGUGACUGGAAGAAGUACAUCUAAAAUAUGUAGAUUGUAAUGUGCAAUGAGCUCGCUGUUGAGUGGGGAUAUAUGCGCUGUACAAAUGCUAUUUAUUGAUAUUAUUAUUACUAUUUAUUUAUUUCUAAGACCAUUGCCGAGGUUGAUCUGCAUAUCCUCUUUGAAAACAAUUUAUUAGGAGCCAGCAUGCACUGUGAAAUUUAAAUAUAUAAAAAUACUGUGGGUGGACAUUUGGGACUACUCUUUACUCUCAUCAAUUAAAUGAAAAUCUUUUUUUGCUUUUAGCAAAAUUGUCAAGAAACCAGAUAUAUAGUUAGAGCAUGACUCCAUCAAUUUGUGAUUUGUUGGGUUCUAAUGGGGCUAUAAUCUUCAGCUGCAAUGUGCUCGACAUUUGAUAUAUAGUUGACAUAUCCUGUCUUUUUGACAACAAAAGAUGCUAUGCUGCAGGAAUUGUGAAUUUUCAUGUAUGUCUGCUAUUGGAGAGUGUCGAAGACUAAAAUAUUACUUUGGUUUUAUCAUUUUUAUCUCGGAGUUUGACAAAUUUGCCAAAUUUAAUUUAUGUCUUGAAUUGAAUUUUAUAUAAAAUGUGUUUUUCUUUCUUUUGAAAAGGAUACUCAUAUUGGAGUAAAUAUACAUGUAGAGCACUUUGCUUAUAAAGAAACUGACAUCAGUGACGAGUAAUUCUUUUUUAUACAGCUUGCAAUAUCUGUCGGUCUUGGGUUAUUGAUCUUCACGACUUAAUCAUCACAAUGUUGUUGGGGGUUUUUUUUUAAGUAGCAACAUGACCCCUCUUGGGAAUUGAACUAUGACGUUUAUGUAAUGAUGCUCUUGUUUCACUGUGUUCGCGCUGUGAGCAGCCAUGAUUGAUUGCUUCUGGUGAAUGAUUGUACUCCUGCUGUGAGGAAAGUAAGUUGAUAUUGUCCUUGAUGUCAUUUUGACGUGGCUCCAAAAAACUGUGUAACAAUUGAAAAUACUUGCCCCAACUUCUCUCGAAAGAGACAUUGCUUUUAUGAUGAAAAUUUCUUUCAAAAGUGUUGAAACUCAUAAAGAGGUUGUUCAGGAAUAUAUUUUUGUCUGCAGCUUAUGAUAUAUUCCUCGCCUGAAAUCUUCAUCCCUUUUAAAAUGUUUACACUUAUAGACAUUAUAUUGUGGGUACGUUCUUGUCAGAGACAAUGAACUGAAUCAAUUAUAAUUUUUAAAGUUCUGUUCUGGUUCCCCAAUGAUCAAUUUUUAAAGAAGAUGAUAAUUAUGUUAAUAAUUAUGGAUUGCAUUUGCUUCAUACGUUUUCAUAUUUGGAAAGUGUUCAGUGAUAAAAUGCUCCUAUUCCUCGUCUGGGAUGGGAAGGGGGCCAGUGUGCUGUGUGUGUGUGUGAAUCUCUGGUCUUUCCUGGUGUGUUGACUGUCUUUUUAUUCUUAUGUUUUUACUAGUCUGGUUGUGGCGUUGAUGAUCUAGUGGUUACGUUGUUGGACUCGCAACCAAAAGGUUGUGAGUUGUGGGUUUGAACCCUAUCAAGGGUCUGAUGUCCUGUCCAUGAGAAACGCACAUCACACAAGUUUUCCUCACUUCACCCAAGUGGGAAUGGGUAUCCUGGUUACAGACAGCGAAAGAUCCUGUCAGUUUGUCAGUGUUUGAGCUUUUAAUUGGCUGCUUGCUCUGUGUGCUUCUUGAGAAGCUGAGAAUGUUUCUGAGUGUUCUAAGGUCUGCUAGGGUAAGGGUAAUAAACAAAUUGUAAAGUGCAUAGGGUUUGCUGUUGAGCAUGGAUGUGCACUGAGCUAAUGCAUUUGAUUUAUUAGCCUACUAUUUAUUAUUGCUUUUCACCAUGACCAGAUGGUUUUUUUGUGUCUAUUGCUUAUCACAUUAUGAAGAUACUUUGUCCCUUGAGAACUGACAACAUGAAGAUCUGAGAUCUCACUCCAAAUGCUUGUUUAAAAGUACCCCAGACCGGUGAAUAUUUACUGAAUGUUAUAUAAGCUAUUUGUCUGUGUGUGGACAUGAUUUAUUCCAGGCAUCUUCAGGGUAUGUUAGAAUAAUGAUCGUCUUGGCAAAGAGAGGAAUUCUGUUGAAUUGUGCCUCAAUGGUAGCUUUUACCCUUCCCUUUUGAGCAAACAGAGGAGUACAAACAUAGUAAAGUUGACUUUGGCAUUUUGUCAAAAUGGAUUUAUAUCUGGUAUUUUAUGUGAGUAUGAUGAGAAUAUUUUUCUUCAUCUGUAAUGAAUCAAAUUGAUAGCCUGUUAAAAAUGCUUGUAAGCCAUGAAGUCUUUUUUUCUGCAGGCAAGCAAAAUUCGAAACUUUACGUCCAUUCCUUGGAAAGAGAACAUAGCCUACAAAUUGAAUGAAUUCUUCAUGAUAAGUGAUUGAAUGUAAACAAGAAAACAACUGACUGAGGGGUAAUUACAGUAUCAUGUACAGUUAGUGGAAGGAUCCCUUUUUUCCAAUGUGAAUUUUUUGUUCUUGGACCAAAUGUUUAAAACAUGCUGCUUUUCACUGUUUUUAUUGUUGAAAAGGUUAGGGGGUUCUAGUGAAGAUGAACUCCUGAGACUACAAAGAAUCAAUAUUUAUAAUGUCAUCAGUGUGUAUUUUUUCUCCAUGUUCUUUUGUUUCCGCUACUCAACCUCUUCACCAUAAAAAUUAACUAUAUUUAUAGCGGUUUCAUCCCUACCCUUUAUCAUCUUUACCGUUUAAAUGAACUUUGUUUUGGGUGCUAUUUCCUAUAGGCCAAGGCCUAUAUAAAGAGAACAUUGCCUGCCACAAAAUGGGCUAAGAGGUCCCAUGUUUUCCGGCCACUGUUCCAUUUCCCUUAUUCCCCUUAUUUCUGCAAAAUAAUCAAGAACAUAUUGUAUGAGCUGCCAAUGUUCAGGACAUAUAUUAUAGUGUAUAAUAAUGGCUAUGGUAAUGUAUUUAUUAGGCGAUGUCAGUCACUGUCUAACCUUAAGAACAAAGAACAUUCUGGUGACUCGUGUCGUUGACAGAAAACAAAAGCACGAGUUAAGUAAAUUUCCAGAGCAAAGUUUUAACCCUCUCCCCAUUCUUCCGCAUGUUGAAACUUUGACACAGCAUUACAGUCGCUUACUAGCGGGGUUCCCUUCAUUUAGCCUUCUGCGUGGUAUGAACUGGAGCCUUGACUUGACAAUCAUUUGAAAUCUUUCAACUCCUACGUUUGAUCAUAUUUGAUAACAACUAUUUGAAAAAUUCAGCAUUAAAUUUGUCUGAAAGCUUUAAUUCAUAUUACAGCAAUACAUUUUUUAGAAUGUUCCGGUUUUUUAUUUGCAUUUGGUCUGAAGACCUUUGUUUAUGGAUUUGUGUUCUGUUUACAGGUAGGAUACCAAAAGCAUAUAUUUGUACAUAAAUUACUGACAAGUUCUAUUAAAUUAAAAUCAUAAAGACGCUUUAAAGAUUUGCUUUCCUCUAUGACAUUUCUUGUACUUCUCAGAUUAAUUUUGUCAAUGAAAAUCUAUGGUCAUAUUGGUAUUGGUUAUUCAUAUAAUGUAUAGGCUGUGUACAUUAAAUUUGCAUACAUGUAAAUGAUGUAGUAGGCUCUGUUUGAUUCAAACUCAGUGGGGUAUUUGUUGAGGUUUUUUUAAACCCUUUGUUAGAUUUGCAUUUUGCCUUCGAAGUAUUUAAAUCUCAAGUUAAAUAGUACCAUACAUUUGGUUUUUGAAAUAAGAACAUUGUCUUACACUUUGGAAAUUCCGUACCUGUCUCUACCGAAACUUCUCAAUGAUUUAGUGUACCCUUUAGCUCACUCACUCAUUUAGUGGGUGGUUGGAGGGUGGUCUGGUGUGGUUUGCUCCUUCUCUCCUAUUAAACAUCUAUCGUCCUUUUAUGUCUUCUCCUUUUUUAUGUUUGUUACUCCCUUGUAAGACCUCUAAUCUUCUGACGCUCAUAUGACCUUAUGCAGUUGCGAACGCCGUAAAACCUCUACUAAAACUUAGACAUCCCUCAUUUACUCACUGUUUUGUUAGUUAAAUGACAAGGUGUUUGUGAAGGUCUGCUCAGCUUCUUUCUGCAUGUAACAAUGACCUACAAGGACUCCAAAUUAAAGACAAUGUGGCAGGUCAGAAGGGAAAUAGGUACAAGUUAUUGUGAAAUAACAUUUAUAUAUAUAUAAUAUAUAAUGAAAGUGUUAAAUCCUUCUCCAUGAAAACGUAUCUUAUUUUUUUUAUAAGUGUGUCUAGCUGCCUGAUAGGAGACGAUGAGAUGAUAAAAAGUAAGGAUAACUAGGUCCAUUUCUCUUUUUGAAGGAAUGUUUUAAUAUAUCUUUUACCAAGACUUGAGAAAUCGUCUGUUUCCAUUAAACACAGAUGAGAGGUCUGUUGGGGCAGCUGAACAUUCACUGGUAUGCCUACAUGCAAACUGUCAUUCUUCCCACUCUACUGUAAGCUCACUCUGCUGCACUGACACGGACAGGGAUACAGCAGUGUCCUUUUGUUUGCAUUUCAGUGGUGUUGGGCAUAAAUGGGCCUGCUCCAAAGUUUCUAAAACCUGAUUUUGAAAAAAAUUAUGUAGUAAAACAGGGUCAAAGAUGUUUUCUCAAUAAAUGAGGUCAAAAUUGAACAAACACAAAAUUGCAUGAAACAUUGACAUACUAUUUGAGUCAAAGUGGUCUCUGUUAGUUUAGUUUAACAGUUUUUAGCCUUUCCUGUAAAAAAGGCUUCGUGGGAGAUUGCUAAUCAGUGCUUGAAACCACUGAUAUGACUAGGCUGUUCCAGAAGACCAUUUGUAAAGACUGUGAGACCUAUGAUAUUGAUAGACUUGCUUUUUCCUGCUUCUACAUUUUAUUGUAACUUGUGUUGCUCUGGAGAUUUUUUAAAAGUGCUUUCAACCCAGAGCUGUGUUGAUUGACAUGAGUGUUAUAGAUCUAUAUAUACAAAAUGUUUUAAGUGUCUGUGAAUUUUAUAUUUUAUCAAUGAAAUAACUUGCAUAAAUUUGUAAUUGUAUGCAAUUAGUGGGUUCCCAUCCUGUGUUACCUUUUACCAGUAUGAUCGUUUUCAGUUAUUAUGAACUCUACUCCGUGUCAGCUGAUGAAUUUGUCAGAUUUUACCCUCCUACUUGAACAGUACCUACAGUACCUGGAUCUUGCAAGCACAUUCCUGUAAUGUAAUGAUGAUAUGGGAUUUUUUUUCUUCUUUCUUUUUUUCUCGGCCAUGGUCCCAGGUCAGAUGCGCUUAUUGCAGUAACUUUUGUAAACUAAGUAAUUAGGCCUACCAUCUUUUGUUUGUUGUUAGGCAGGUUGGCAGAAAUGCUUGUCAUGUGUUGGUUGUAAGCUCAACAUGUUGGAGACUGUUUUAUGUUGACUUUGACUGGAAAAAAGUAGACAAAACAGGAUGCUUUGUUUUUUCAUUCUUUUUACCUCGUAAUUUUUAGGAGUAGGCCUACAGUUUCACUUUUCAUGCACAUUAUAUUCUAUCCACUGUUGUAGCUUACUUGAGAACCCUCGCCAGUUUUUCAUUGAUCACAGCCACUCCAGUAUAUUUUACUGCUCUGCACUUCAGUUUCUACUGUACUGUUCUUUCACUUUCCUUUCAUUUUAGUUAUAUUUUCAUCAGUUUAAUUAACACUGUGUGAGUGGUUGGCGGAUGCCCUUUUAUGGUUGUUUCUCUUUUCUUAUCAAACAUAUCUAUCGUUCUUCUCCCUUCUCUAUCUUUUCUUUGUAUGUUACUCUCUUGCAACACCUCUGAUCUUCAGUACUUAAAGACUUAUAUGACCUAUUUGAGUUGCAAGUGGCAUAAAAUGCAAGUAAAUUAAAACACUUUGUAUCUUGUUGCAUGUUCCUAGAGCAGGUAAUGUUAAGUGGAUGAUGUGAGCCAUAGAUAGGAAGCAGAGUGUGAUAAGAGAUUUUCUAUGAAUGAGGAUUUAUUUUAAUCAAAUGUUUUGACUUUGGUGUGAAAUUUUAUGCCACAUAUGAAGUUCUUUAAAGUCCUCUUACACACUGAACUUGUGUGUAUAUUUUUGGCAUUUGCACAGGACCCUGUUCCCAUUAACUCCUUACCUCUGGCACCUUCUCCCAGCGGGUUGUGGUCGGAACCGCUGUGCUGAUGAUCCGCCGUAAGUGGCUCAGCCAAAUUGCUUUACAAUGUCGACGACAUUGUCAUUGUGUGAAUUUUUAGAAAUUUCAGAAAAUGGGCCUCUCUCUUAUCAGGGGUUCUUUCAUUAGAUUAAGAACUAUCAAAAAAGGUUUGUUUUGAUUUUGAUGUAAUGACCAAUUUUUUUAGUGAUGUGUAUGUUACUAUUAGGUUUUCUACUAAAAGAGAGCUCCGGCAUAAUGGGAAAACCCCCUUCAGAGAUAAAGAGUUUCCUUGGAUAAUCAUGAUAAUCUUUGUUUACACUCGAAAUACAGAAGGAGAGUCCAUGGAAGUUAACAAAAGUAAGCUUUGCCCAAAUUGUGAAAUUUGAAAAUAUUGCAGGCCUUUAUAGAGUAGGAGCAGUUCAUUCAUUAUUAAUGCAGGGAACUGGAGUCUUGUCUAUGCUUGUAAGAUCACAUUUUUAUGUAUUAUUUCUCUUUAUUAAAAGGUUGUGAAUAGCUUUUUAGAAUCUUAUUUCAUGUAAUAAUAUUUGGGGCUUCACACCUUUUCCAAAUAUCUUUAGCUCUCACCUGACCUGUUACUGUAAGGAUGGUAUCAUAUCGUGUAAUUUAUACAUUUUACUCGUGUGUCUCAGGUUGAGAAAAUUUUGUGAAAAUUAAUGAGCUCCCAUAAAAAGAAGUGUUUUACAGUAUUAAAUUACAUUCACAAGGUUAUCUGUUGACUUUUGACCUGAUGACAGUCAGGGGGAUCUAGUCCUUGUUGAUUUGUGGGGGGGGUUUGUUUUUGUUUUUUCUUUUGGAGGGGGGGUGUGAAGUUGAAGGGAGAGAGGGGGUGAUAAUGCCUGUUGUGGUUUGCAAAUAAAGCAAUAUAUGUAUAUCUGAGCCAUCAA
Molecule: messenger RNA, 8464 nt
Organism: Aplysia californica (California sea hare)
Lineage: Eukaryota; Metazoa; Mollusca; Gastropoda; Aplysiida; Aplysiidae
Product: L-gulonolactone oxidase
Cellular component (GO): membrane
Molecular function (GO): FAD binding; D-arabinono-1,4-lactone oxidase activity
Source: RefSeq, a predicted model, not a curated record